This is a messenger RNA of Apis mellifera (honey bee), 1915 nucleotides long. Its product is annotated as actin, muscle. Lineage: Eukaryota; Metazoa; Arthropoda; Insecta; Hymenoptera; Apidae. The coding region runs from base 167 to 1297 and encodes 376 amino acids. Gene Ontology annotation, biological process: mitotic cytokinesis. The record is from RefSeq and is a predicted model, not a curated record. The transcript is spliced from 3 exons.
CGGAUCGCUAUUUUCGGCUGCGAACCGAUAUGGAUAAAGGGACCCCACAGAGCCGGCACUGUGCCACUCGCCGCUCUCGGUCUCUUGCACGACGUACGCCCUAAGCGACUGUUGCCGAUCUUUCGAGUAAUUAGCGAACGAAACUAACAUUAAAUAACCAACCAAGAUGUGUGAUGACGAUGUUGCGGCACUAGUCGUGGACAAUGGGUCCGGUAUGUGCAAGGCGGGAUUCGCUGGAGACGACGCACCGCGUGCUGUCUUCCCCAGCAUUGUUGGCCGUCCACGUCACCAGGGCGUGAUGGUCGGUAUGGGUCAAAAAGACAGCUACGUAGGGGACGAGGCUCAAAGUAAAAGAGGUAUACUCACUUUAAAGUAUCCUAUAGAGCACGGUAUCAUCACCAACUGGGACGACAUGGAGAAAAUAUGGCAUCACACCUUCUACAACGAAUUACGAGUUGCCCCCGAGGAGCACCCCGUCCUACUCACCGAGGCCCCAUUGAAUCCGAAAGCUAACCGCGAAAAGAUGACCCAGAUCAUGUUCGAAACCUUCAACAGUCCGGCCAUGUACGUGGCCAUCCAGGCCGUGCUGUCCCUGUACGCUUCAGGUCGUACCACCGGCAUCGUCCUGGACUCCGGGGACGGCGUCUCCCACACCGUGCCCAUCUACGAAGGUUACGCCCUUCCUCACGCCAUCCUCCGUCUCGACCUGGCCGGCCGCGACUUGACCGACUACCUCAUGAAGAUCCUCACCGAGAGAGGCUACAGCUUCACCACCACGGCCGAGCGAGAAAUCGUGCGCGACAUCAAAGAGAAACUUUGCUACGUCGCCCUGGACUUCGAGCAGGAGAUGGCCACCGCGGCCGCGAGCACCUCCCUCGAGAAGAGCUACGAGCUGCCCGACGGACAGGUCAUCACCAUCGGUAACGAGAGGUUCCGCUGCCCCGAGGCUCUGUUCCAACCGUCCUUCCUGGGUAUGGAGUCGUGCGGCAUCCACGAGACCGUGUACAACUCCAUCAUGAAGUGCGACGUCGACAUCCGCAAGGAUCUGUACGCCAACACCGUGCUGUCCGGUGGAACCACCAUGUAUCCGGGUAUAGCCGAUCGUAUGCAGAAGGAGAUCACCGCUCUGGCCCCGUCCACCAUCAAGAUCAAGAUCAUCGCUCCCCCGGAGAGGAAGUACUCGGUGUGGAUCGGUGGAUCCAUCCUGGCUUCCCUGUCCACGUUCCAACAGAUGUGGAUCUCGAAACAGGAGUACGACGAGUCCGGCCCCGGCAUCGUACACCGCAAGUGCUUCUAAGGUGUUGCAUUCGACGCAAGGGUUCAUUGAUUUUCACCUGCUUUCUUUUCUUUUUUUCUAUUCAUGGUAAACGCGUUCCGUGGCCCCCUUAUAAAUAUGAAUAUAUGAAUUGUAGGGGAAGAAAAAAGAGAGAAGAAGGUAGAAUGGGGGGAGGGUGGAAGAAGUAAGGUUUUGGGAAAGAGAAAUUAACUUAACUAAAAGUGCCUUUAUUCAACACAUUUAUCAGACUGUAAUUUACUUUUUAGUUUGUACAACACGACUGUUUGUUAUUGACGUUAAUUAAUUUAUUGAUAAUAAUUUUCCUCCAUCAUUGCAACAACGAGAUUCCUCCUAGAUCUUGUAAACUUGUGUACGUUGAUCCGCAUGUAUCGUACAGACACACGCACACAUACAUACAUAGAUAGAUACACACGCACAGGAUACAAAAGGCUUUCUUGAAAACCGUAAGCGCACGUAAUUUGGCAUUUGCGAUACGCACGGGGUGGUAAUCGACGAGAGUGAAGUAUACGAUAUGGAAAACCAUAACCAGGCGCAUCGACGUCGGCUCAUAUUGCUGUCUGGCGUAUUGUUCUUAUUAUAUCAUAUAAUUAAUGAUAAUAAAACUGUAUUAUAUAAUAA